Entrophospora candida is the source of this 358-nucleotide messenger RNA. The record is from the annotation of a GenBank genome assembly. NCBI's taxonomy places the organism in Eukaryota, Fungi, Glomeromycota, Glomeromycetes, Entrophosporales, Entrophosporaceae.
UGUGUUUACUAUGUUGUAUAAUUCAUUUAAUGAGUUUAAUGAGUUGUAUAAUUUAUUUAUUAAAUUAUCCAUUUUAGAAAUGGAAAGAUCAGUUGUAGCAUAUUCGACAAAUUUUAAUUUACAACUUCACAUCUAUCACAUUGUGUUGUUUGGAUCAAUAUUAACAACAAUUGCAUCAAUACUAAAUUGUAAAAGUCCAUUUUCUAUACCAUUCGGUAGAGAAUCAGAGGCUGACAAAGCUGAAAACAGAUUCAAUGAUUCCAAUUCUGAUGUACAAGCUUAUGUUAUGAAAUCGGUGAUUUUUUUAAAAAAAUUUAAUGGAGUUUACUGGUUGACAUUGGAUUUGUCAAAUUCAUAA